Zingiber officinale is the source of this 1210-nucleotide messenger RNA. Its product is annotated as putative glucan endo-1,3-beta-glucosidase GVI. Gene Ontology annotation, biological process: carbohydrate metabolic process. Bases 43 to 1053 code for a protein of 336 amino acids. The transcript is spliced from 2 exons. Gene Ontology annotation, cellular component: plasma membrane. Lineage: Eukaryota; Viridiplantae; Streptophyta; Magnoliopsida; Zingiberales; Zingiberaceae. Gene Ontology annotation, molecular function: hydrolase activity, hydrolyzing O-glycosyl compounds. The record is from RefSeq and is a predicted model, not a curated record.
AUUGAAUCGAUUGAAAGAGGUGUGAAAAUCGCGAAUUUGAUCAUGAUUGUUCUACUGAUUUUUACAAUUUUGAUCGAUUUCUGUUCUCGAUCAGAAGCUCAGGGGGCCGUCGUCGGAGUAAACUACGGUAUGCUCGGCGACAACCUCCCAUCGCCGGCACAGGUGGUGUCUCUCUUCGAGUCCCGCGGCAUCGGCAGGCUCCGUCUCUUCCACCCCGACGCCGCCGCCCUCGCCGCCCUCCGCGGUUCCGGUAUCGAGGUCGUCCUCGGCACGCUCAAUGAGGAGCUCCCCGGCCUCGCCGCCGACCCCUCCGCCGCCGAGAAAUGGGUCGCGGCCAACGUCGCCCCCUUCGCCGGCUCCGUCCGCUUCCGCUACAUCAACGCAGGGAACGAGGUAGUCCCCGGGGACACCGCAGGGAACGUGCUCCCUGCCAUGCGCAACCUCGCCGCCGCCGUGAGAGCGGCCGGGCUCCGAAUCCCCGUCACCACGUCGGUGGCCACGACGGCGCUCGGCGUGUCGUACCCGCCGUCGCAGGGGGCGUUCUCGGAGGCCGCCGCCGGCGUAAUGACCCCCAUCGCGGCGUUUCUGCGGUCGACGUCGGCGCCGCUGCUGGUUAACGUGUACCCUUACUUCUCCUACGCCGGAAACCCGGGGGAGGUGGCGCUGGACUACGCCCUAUUCAGGGCCGCCGGCGUGGUGGUGCGCGACGGCGCGCUGGGGUACGACAACCUGUUCGACGCCAUGGUGGACUCAGUGCACGCGGCGCUGGAGAAGGCCGGGGCGGCGGAGGUGGAGGUGGUGGUAUCGGAGACAGGCUGGCCGUCGGGCGGCGGGGGACUGGGAGCGACGGUGGAGAACGCGGCGGCAUACGUCAACAACUUGGUGGCGCACGUGCGCAAGGGCGGGGGCACGCCGAGGAAGCCCGGAAAGGCGACGGAGACGUACCUGUUCGCCAUGUUCAACGAGAACCAGAAGCCGGCCGGAACAGAGCGCCACUUUGGGCUGUUCCACCCGAACAUGACCGAAAUUUACCACGUCAAUUUUCAACCCUAAAACAAAAUAAAUUAUAAAUUAAUUAUAGAUUUUAUCACAACUCAUAAAUACUCAUUUAUAAGUAAUCACAGUAUUAUGUUAUUCAUUAAUUCUGGAUUAUAUCAUUUGUCCCUCGUGCUAUAGAUACCAUUGAAUUCUAAUGUUAUUUUUGAAAGUA